AUGGUUAUGGCAAUGAUUGAGCAGCUUAAUAAGCAGGAUGAGCAUAUCCGAAGUCAGAAUGAACGAAUUCUUGAGCAACAGCGGCGCUUAAAUGAUCAGGACAUACAAAUUCAUAAGCACGAUCAACAGAUAAACGAGGUUGUAGAACAUAUUUCUGAACUGCAAGAGAGUGCAAUCAAUGAACAGAGCCAGUUCCAAUCAAUGAGAGGCUCUAAAAUCAGUCCUUUGAAACAUACAGAACCACGUGUCUUUGUAAAAAACAGUAGCCAUUCAUUUAUAGACUAUGCAGUACGUCAGUCGAUUAAGUCCAUGACAAAAGAGAAAACUGGAAACAGGAAAGAAAGAUCAUCUUUUACAAAACGUUCAGUAACUGGCGUAUACGUAUUUAUAUGGACAGUUGCCUCUAGUUCGCAUAGUUUCAUCUAUUCCCAAAUGGUAAUUAAUUCAUAUCCUUUCGGGGCCAUUUUUACUGACAGUGACGAGAUUGGCGAUUAUCAUACAUCAACAGGAAAUGUAGUUGCAGAACUAAACCAAGGAGAUGUUGUUUACAUACGUACUCAUCCCACUGAUCUCAUAAAAGGAGGUAUCUGGAGUCAUGACAAUUUUCGUACCUAUUUCAACGGAUGGAAAUUAUAA
This is a messenger RNA of Mytilus californianus (California mussel), 636 nucleotides long. RefSeq lists its product as uncharacterized. The coding region runs from base 1 to 636 and encodes 211 amino acids. The transcript has 2 exons. The record is from RefSeq and is a predicted model, not a curated record. Gene Ontology annotation, molecular function: protein binding. NCBI's taxonomy places the organism in Eukaryota, Metazoa, Mollusca, Bivalvia, Mytilida, Mytilidae.